Messenger RNA from Cinara cedri, 1465 nucleotides. Lineage: Eukaryota; Metazoa; Arthropoda; Insecta; Hemiptera; Aphididae. The record is from the annotation of a GenBank genome assembly.
CUUCAAAUCAAUUGUUUACAUAAAGCUUAAAUUUAUAGUGGCAUUAAUUAUCUUUACAGUUCUACAGAAUAUUUAUAUUAAAACAAAAUGAAUUUUAACGACAUGCAUACUUUAGCUAAACGGAUUGAUACAAAGGUUAAAUUAUUGGAGACUAAAGUAGCUCAUCCUAUGAAUAUGAUGUUUCAUGACAAUUCUAGUCAAGGAGUUAAAGUGCUAUCAUUAUUAAAUGACACUAUUCAAAAUGUGGAAAAAAAAAAGGUAACUACUUCGACAGAUAAAAUAAUAGAAAUACCCAGAUAUAUAGUGUUUUUAUUUUUUUAUAAAUUAUAUGGGCUAAUUGCAUUAUUGGAUAAUAUUUAAAUUGACCAACAUUGACAAGGGACCUGUGAUCUUUUCAAUAUUAAUGAAUAAUCCAAUAUAAACAUUAUCAGAUCAUUCUAGAAUGUCUAAUUAUUAUUGACAGUGUUUAAAUUGAAAACCAUUGAUUAUUUUUAACAAAUUAUAUAAAAUUCAAUAAUUUUACCACAUGAAACCUCCUGGCAUUUUCAGAUAUACCUACCUAAGAUAACUAAGUACCUACCUAUUUACAUAACAAACAUACAAAUCAAUUAUUCUAUAUCAUAAAAAUUGUAAAAAUUGUGGUAAUUUAUGUUUUUAAAAAAUUAUUUAUUUAUUUAUUUAUUUAUAAAUAUUUUAAUGAUUUUACAUUUCAAUGUAUUAUCUUAAUUUUAUAUAAUAUGUAUUUAUAUGCUUAUAGAAUAAAAUCGAGUAUAUAAUAAAAGAAGAAAAUUUAGCAUGGUCUGGAAUGGUAAAAGAUUAUAACUCGAUUGCUAAAUUUAAAUCGGAAGUAGUUGCUUUUUUAAACGAGUAUGAAAAUCUAUGGUCUUCUCGUUAUUCUAAUUAUAAACCAUAUGUAUCUAGUGAUCAUGGAAACUUGUCAAAUGAAGAAUUAGAACCUUUCGAUAACCUGGACAUUCACGAUAAUAGACAAAUAGCAGAUCAGUAUCCUUUUACUUAACUAAUUUACAAUAGUAUUAUUAGGUAUUUUUCAGGUUUUAAAAAUAUUAAACUAAUCAUAUUAUUUCUCUGUUGUAUAUUUUAUUAAAUCUACUGGAUAACUAAUAUUGUACAAAUUUUUCUUAUGUAUUAUUAAUAGAUCUUUAAAUGAUAGUUUCAACAUCACCAUGUCUAAUUAAUAUUUGAUGAAGAACAAUUUGAUAAAUGAAAAACAGAUUCUAAUUUUAAAAUUUGUUUAUCUAUGUGUUCAUUUAUUUGUAUUGUAUGUACAAUUUUGUUCGGAUUAUCAAAAAAUUUAAUGUAUUUAUUAUAAUAAUUAAAGAUUUUUAAAAUUAUUAAUUGGCUGAUUUUAUGCCAAUUUUUUCUACCAACAAUUUUAUUUUAAAUUCAAUUAUAUAAAAUUAUGCCUUAUAUUAAUCUGUUAUUUGCUGGUAAUACAACUUUGAUU